Messenger RNA from Tremella mesenterica DSM 1558, 1536 nucleotides. RefSeq lists its product as uncharacterized. The transcript is spliced from 5 exons. The record is from RefSeq and is a predicted model, not a curated record. Gene Ontology annotation, biological process: regulation of transcription by RNA polymerase II. The annotation marks the transcript as partial. Gene Ontology annotation, molecular function: transcription coactivator activity. NCBI's taxonomy places the organism in Eukaryota, Fungi, Basidiomycota, Tremellomycetes, Tremellales, Tremellaceae. Gene Ontology annotation, cellular component: SAGA complex.
GACGAUCCAAACCGACGUAAACGCGAUGCGGAGAAGAAGGAUGAAGAGCGCGAGAGAGCUGCUUUGGAGAGUAAUAGGAAGCUAGGGGUGGGUCUGGAAGCUGUUCAACAUAGGGGAAGUAUGAAUCUUGGUGGGGGAUCCAAAGGUAGUCCUGGGGUUAAAGUCAAGCGGGAGAGAGAUUCUUUAUCCCCUGCUCCUUCUGACCUGUCCGACGCGUUGGCACAACUACAUCAAACCCCUCGGACUGUCACUUACGGAGGUCAGAAGAAGAAGAAAAAGCGUGUAGCAGAUUCGGAUGAUGAGAGUGAGUCUUUCAUCAAUCAUAUCGACAACAGGUUAUCUUCUCCACCUUACCAGUCCACCACUUCCGGUCUCAAACUAAAACUUUCCUCUCAGAAACCCCGCCCAGAUCCUUCUCCCACGCCUUCAAAUUCAACAGCCGCAGUUUCGGUGACCGUUGGGGCGUCCCUUGAUUUUUCCCUUCCUGUCCAACCUCAGAGACCUUUGGUACCAAACCGUCCAGGUGUGAAGAAACCUCCCAAACCGGGUCCUAAGAGACAAAAUGAGGUGAAUGAGGAUUUCAGCAAUGUCAAAGCUCCUAGUCAAGUGGCCUUUCCGACAUUUUGGAGUGGGGUGGAACCGUACCUUCGGGAAAUCAGGGAAGACGAUUUGGCCCUGCUGAACUUCAAGGCCGAUGCUCCCGAGUCAUACGAAGUCCCUCCUCGGGGUCGUCACUAUACCGAAGUAUGGGACGAAGAAGACGGUCUUCCUCCCGGUACCACUCCUCGUAUCUUUGUCCCCUCCAUGCGACACUCUCAUGACCGUGGACCUGGAGGACUUGCAGUGCCACACUUUGUCCCUUCAGCGGAGAUGAAAGAUGAGACUUUGGUGGAUGAACAAAGGGGACUGGGAGGUUUGACCGAAAGGAUCGUCGCUGCUUUCAUAAAGGAUAAAAAAGUGGCCGAGACUAACUCUGCGGCCGAAAAUGCAAGGCGAGAGGCAUUACGUUUAGGAGAUGUUAUGGAAGAGGAAGUGAGGGACGUCAUAAAAAUCGAUGUGGUGGAUAUGGAAGAGAGAGUGAAGAAGGAAUUGAAGAUGCUCAAUUUGUUAGGGGAGCACGAAGAUUUCGAUCCUUCCAAAAGGGACGACGAUGAGAUCACAUCCUCCCUCCGCACGUGUCAGCGACUGCUGGUCAAGCAAUCUGCUUUGAACGAAGCUCGCAAAUCUCGUCUGUCCGACAUCGCCAAGCAUCGAUUAGCAUAUGCUGAAUAUUCUUCAGCUUUGGAAGGUAUCGAAAAGGCCAUCGAAGCAGGAUGGACUAAGCGUGUCAAGAAGUACGGAAUAGCACCUCGAAAGACGAACAAUUCCAAAGCUGAGACUUCCACCCGUCCGCCCGUUCCCGAGACGCUCAAGCGUUUGCUAGCGGUCCGGAAACAAUGGACGGAGACGGUCGGAAAGUGUAUGCGAGAGCUUCCGAGGGGUGAAGUGGUAGGUAUGCCAGAGCAAAGUAUCUACGAGGGGAUCGGGGAGGGGGAG